AUGGAGCGCAUUAGGAAGAGGAGACAGGAGGAUGAUGAUGAUAUGAUGAUGUUAUUCCUUCCUGCAUUACAUUUACUGCAUUCUAGUUCUCUUAAAGGGAGGAGAGUUAAGAAACGACGACACACAUCCAAGCUAAGUGGCGAGGAGCAUGUUUUAGAGUUGCUUGAAGGGCAUGUCAAGAACUGCCGAGUAGCAUUCAGAAUGGAACCUGGAAUUUUUAGAGCCCUAGCCAGCUAUCUUAGGAAGGAAAGGUUGGUACGUGACACAAGGAUAAAAGUUGAGGAGAAGCUCGGCUUCUUUCUAUACAUGAUAAGCCAUAACGCUUCAUUUGAGGAUCUGCAAGAAGAGUUCGGGCAUAGUAGUGACACAUUCCACCAUCAUAUAAAACAUUUUUUUGACAUAGUUGUCCCUUCCCUCGCCAAACGAUUUUUGAAGCCUCCUUCUCCAAUUCAAGUACAUUCAAAAAUUGAAAGGAAUCCUAGGUUCUAUCCUUACUUCAAGAACUGCAUCGGUGCAAUUGAUGGGACUCAUGUACCCAUUACAAUUUCACCUGACAAAGCUGCUCCUUUUAGAAACAGGAAGGGGACUCUCAGCCAAAACGUGAUGGUAGCUUGUGAUUUUGACCUAAAUAUCACUUUCAUGUCUACUGGGUGGGAGGGAUCCGCUACAGAUGCUAGAGUUCUUCGAUCUGCAAUGAAUAAUGGAUUCUAUGUACCUCCAGGAAAGUUCUAUUUGGUUGAUGGUGGGUAUGCUAACACCACGUCAUUCCUUGCGCCUUAUCGUGGAGUUAGAUACCAUCUAAAGGAGUAUGGGCAAGGUCACCGUAGACCUCAGAACUACAAGGAGUUAUUUAACCAUCGCCAUGCCAUACUGAGGAAUCAUGUUGAAAGGACUUUGGGGGUUGUGAAGAAGCGCUUUCCCAUUCUAAAAGCUGCCACAUUUCACAAAAUAAGGAAUCAAGUGAAAAUACCAGUAGCAGCUGCUGUACUUCACAAUAUUAUUCGGUCACUCAAAGGGGAUGAGGAAUGGUUAGAUAAUCAACCAGAUAAUAUCUCGCCACAAAACUUUGUUGAUCUACCGGAUGACGAUCAAGGCAACGAUCAAGUAAAUGUCCAAGGAAAUAAUCUUAGAGAUGCAAUAGCACAAGAAAUGUGGAAUGAUUACCAAGUGCAUAGAAAUUAGUUUGGAAUAUUAGCCCUCAUGUAUUCUGGCACAUCUAUUAGCCCUCAUGUAUUCUGGUUUAGUUUGGAAUAGACCAUAUGUUGCUCUAUUUGGUACAUUUUAUUUACUGUCACAUUGUUACCUCUCUUAAUAUUUGGUUUAAUCCAUUUCAGCUAACUAUUUUCAGCUAACUAUUUUCAGCUA
Messenger RNA from Zea mays, 1365 nucleotides. RefSeq names its product protein ALP1-like. The transcript is spliced from 2 exons. The record is from RefSeq and is a predicted model, not a curated record. Bases 1 to 1182 code for a protein of 393 amino acids. Lineage: Eukaryota; Viridiplantae; Streptophyta; Magnoliopsida; Poales; Poaceae.